Molecule: messenger RNA, 1851 nt
Organism: Eruca vesicaria subsp. sativa (arugula)
Lineage: Eukaryota; Viridiplantae; Streptophyta; Magnoliopsida; Brassicales; Brassicaceae
Source: the annotation of a GenBank genome assembly
AUGGCAUUGUCUUUAAUCGCUGUUUUCUUGACGUUAACGUUUCUAACUCCGUCAACUUCCACGACCACCUCUAGACUCGACGUCCUAGGCUGGUUUUGCAAUAACGGCACCGUCUCAGACCUAGAGGCUUACCGGAGAUCUUACCAGAUCAAUCUCGACAAUACCAGAGAUGACAUGAGGAAGUACAAGUUUGGGACACACGAACAUGGAGAUCCUCCACAGAAGAUGUACUUUCUGUCGCAAUGCGUUAGCGAUCUCUCACCUGAAGAAUGUGAUUUAUGUUGGUCAAGCGCCACCGAUCUCCUCUUUAACUGUUUUCCUUCCCCCGGUGGUCGGUUUUAUCUUGACGGUUGUUUCGUUAGGGCUGAUAAUUACAGCUUUUAUCGUGAGCCUGUUACACAUCAAGACACCAAGAUAUGUGGUGGUGACCAGGACUUGUCUCCAGGAUUCAAAGGCUUAGUAAAGGAAGUGACCAAGUCCAUUGUUGAAACGGCUCCAUAUAGCCAAGGCUUCUCAGUGGCUCGAAAGGGAGCUGUUUACGCAUUAGGAAUAUGCCGGCCAACGCUAGACGAUGAGUUGUGCAAAUUGUGCUUAGCAGAUGGAGCGUUAUCAGUAAAUAGCUGCUCACCUGAUAAAGAAGGAUUUGCCUUGAAUGCAGGCUGUUACUUUCGUUACUCUAACUACACCUUCUAUAACGAACGUGCAUUGCUUUCUAUGAGUUUAAUGAAAGAACAUAUUCUGUAUGUACUGGUGAUUUCUAUGGUGUGUGUGUUAGCUAUUGCUUCUGGUUUUUGGUGUGGGAAAUGCAUCUAUUUGGGAGCUAGUCCAAAGAAGAGGCUUAAAGGUAAGAGAUUCUUUUUUCACUUGUUUGUACAUCUAAGGAUAGAGAAGGAGUCAAAGUCUGUAUCUAAUAACUCAAACUUGAUGUGCUUUAAGUAUUCAACUCUUGAGAAAGCAACCAACAACUUCAAUGAGAGUUGCAAGCUUGGUGUUGGAGGUUAUGGUGAAGUCUUUAAGGGAACUCUGUCUGAUGGUAGAGAGAUCGCUAUAAAACGUUUGCAUAUAACAGGAAAGAAGCCACGGGAAGAUAUUCAUAAUGAAAUAGAUGUGAUUAGCAGAUGUCAACACAAGCACUUGGUCAGGCUUAUAGGUUGCUGUUUCACUAACAUGAAUAGUUUCAUUAUCUAUGAGUUCCUCGCGAACUCAAGCCUCGACCACAUUUUGUUUGACCCGGAGAAGAAGAAAGAGCUGGGGUGGAAGAAGAGACGGGCUAUAAUCUUGGGAACAGCAGAAGGUUUGGAGUAUCUUCAUGAAGCUUGUAAGAUCAUUCAUAGAGAUAUCAAAGCAAGCAACAUACUUUUAGACUUAAAGUACAAACCCAAGAUCUCAGAUUUUGGAUUGGCUAAGUUCUAUCCAGAAGGUGGGAAAGACAUCCCUUCUUCCUCUCCCUCUCCUUCCAUUGCUGGCACACUAGGAUACAUGGCUCCUGAGUACAUUAGUAAGGGAAUACUAAGCAACAAAAUCGACGCUUAUAGCUUUGGAGUCCUUGUUCUUGAAAUAACCAGCGGUUUUAGAAACAAUAUGUUCCGGUCUGAUAACUCCCUUGAAACAUUAGUUACUCAAGUUUGGAAAUGUUUUGCUUCAGACAAGAUGGAAGAGAUGAUAGACAAAGAGAUGGAAGAAGAGACAGAUAAGACAGAAGUGAAGAGAGUGAUGCAGAUCGGUUUGUUGUGCACACAAGAGUCUCCACAGCUUCGUCCAACGAUGUCUAAGGUGAUAGAAAUGAUUAAUUCUACGGAUCUUGUGUUGCCCACUCCUACUAAACCACCUUUCCUUCAUGAUUCCAUGUAG